AUGGACAGGCUAUAUUUGAUAUCAAUAUGCUAUAUUUCAAAUCGUUGUAUAACAGCUGCAGCUGGAGCAACAGGUUUAGCAGCUGUUGAUAUUGCCAGUCAUGUAUUUGGUGCAACGGUAAUAGGGCUAUGUGGUGGUGUAGAAAAAUGUAAUUUGGUAAAAGCAAGGGGUGCCACUCAUGUAAUAGAUUAUAACGUUGAAGAUGUGAGAGCCAGGGUCAAGGAGCUUACGAAAGGUGGAGGGGUCAAUGUUGUGAUGGAUCAAGUAGGAGGCGACCUUUUUAUUCAGUGUUUAAAAAGUAUAGCAGAAGAAGGUCGAAUACUAACUGUGGGCUAUGCUUCUGGUAAAAUACCGAAUAUACCAGCAAACCUUUUAUUAUUAAAAUCGUGUACUGUCAUGGGUGUAUUUUGGGGAAACUACAGUAAAACAAAGCCAGAUAUUUUUCAACAAUCUAUUGUGGAUGUUUUAACAGCUAUUAAUAAAGGUCAACUUAAUCCACACGUUGGAGCUACUUUCCCUUUAUCUGAGAUCAAUGAAGCAUUUAAGUAUGUAGAGACAAGAAAAUCAACAGGAAAAGUUGCACUUACUAUGAAAGGAUAAAUUUUUUGAUAAAAUAAUGUUUAUAGAAUUGUUAUACAAAAUAUUUUUAUACUGAUUAAAUCUGAUUUACUGGUCCAAA
Molecule: messenger RNA, 679 nt
Organism: Patella vulgata (common limpet)
Lineage: Eukaryota; Metazoa; Mollusca; Gastropoda; Patellidae
Product: quinone oxidoreductase-like protein 2 homolog
Exons: 5
Coding region: 1-600 (199 amino acids)
Cellular component (GO): mitochondrion
Molecular function (GO): oxidoreductase activity
Source: RefSeq, a predicted model, not a curated record